This is a messenger RNA of Talaromyces rugulosus, 1425 nucleotides long. RefSeq lists its product as uncharacterized. Bases 1 to 1425 code for a protein of 474 amino acids. The transcript is spliced from 4 exons. Lineage: Eukaryota; Fungi; Ascomycota; Eurotiomycetes; Eurotiales; Trichocomaceae. The record is from RefSeq and is a predicted model, not a curated record.
AUGCCAUUUGAAUUCAUCGAUAAUAAUAAUUCUGCAAUCGGCCAUGCCGCGAGGAAGCGAAUUCGUAGCCACGCAGCCUUGGGAAAAAACGUCGGAAAGAAGAUAGCUCGGCCAUCGAGAAAAAACGCGCAAAGCCUGGGGUUCAAGGUCACGCCAAGUAUCCCAAGCCAUUCCAAGAUUGUGCGGCAGCUAGAUGAUUCAGAAACCAACAAGGACCCAAAACCCGAGAUCCAUCGCCAACUCGGAGAUGGCCUGUCGAUCCUCCCUAUUCCGGAAAGUUCGAAGAACUUCACCAUCAGAGCCAUCACAUUUUUUUCUGGUCCACGCUUUGUGCCAACUUUGAAUAAUGCAAUGGACCAGGCUAGUAAUCAUGGCGGAGUCUGGAUGGGGCUUAUGUUUCAAGAUGAAGCUUUCUUCCAUUGCGCCUUAGCUUUAUCUAUCAUUGUUUUCAAUAACUUGAUGGUAGAGCCUAAAGACCCUUUGCAGGCUACACGUCACCUAUCUCACACUUUCCGCCUAAUUAACCAGAGGCUAUCUGGGGGCGACGCAGUCACAGACGCAACCAUAGCGGUAGUACUGAUGUUGACUCAAUAUGAACGUCACGACAAUCAGCAUAGGCGGGCUAAGGUUCAUUUCGAAGGACUUGAACGGAUGAUUGAGUUGCGAGGUGGGCUUUUCCAAGUGAGAGAAACCAUGCCAAUUUUAGCUUUGAAGAUUAUCAGAGCUGAUCUAGAUUAUUCCCUGCGUAUGGGGACACCCACUCGGUUUAGUGGAGACAUCUUGUAUGGCCAGGAGACGAUUCUGGAGUCGUCAAACUAUCCUAAGAAAUACUUCCACGAGAGACGACUGCGUUGCUAUAACUUUUUCAAAACCUUGAGCAUUGAUAUUCAAAGCCUUUUGAUGGAUAUCAAGAAUGUUGCUCAGCUGCUCAAUAACGCAAAUUGUGGGCAAUUACCAAAGAUUGACUGUGACGUAUUUCACAAAACCACUUUACUGCUUGCGCAUCGCCUCCUCAGUAUCAGACCUAUUAAAGACUCCCAUACUCCAGUAUGCGUCGAACAUGCGAUUCAUUUGGGCUUAGUGGCGUUUUUGGUAACAUUCAUGCCGACACUCGACCGAUCGAUUCCCGACAACCCAGUUCUUUCCCAGUCGCUCCGGUCUAUGAUUGAAGGGUUCUUCUCCAGCCAUCCGGAGGAUGAAGAGGUUCGACUAUGGCUAUUGUUUAUCGGAGCAGCAUCCGUCUUCAGACCAGACGAUGAUGUCUGGCUUCUUCCUAUGACAGCGCGGACGAUGUCCACCACGGGCCUUCGCACGUGGAAAGAUGUCAACGAUUUGCUUACCAUAUUUCCAUGGGUUCAUUCUUCUCACAGUGAUGCAGCCCAAGCGCUCUGGCAUAAAUCGUCGUCUACGUCUCGAAUAUGUUGA